UCCCUUGCUCCGUAGCAGUGAAGCGUUACAGUCUUACAGAUGGAGAUUAAGAAAGGAUAAAUUAGUCAUUUGAGGAUAAGAAACCCUAGACGAUCACAGUCAUAUAAGUACAGAUUGUCUCCGUCAUUUUAUACUUACAAGCAGGAGGUCGCGAGUCUAACUGGCGUUCUCUUAAUUUUCGGCGACCUCUCAGGUCACCAUCUUGAAUUGCAAACAUGGCAGAUGGAUCAUGGCAUCCAUCAGUGUUUCAGAAGAUAAGUGAGCAGUCCUCCCUCAUUUCUAAACUAUCACCUAACUUGCAGACCCAGAAUUACAGCGUGACUGGAGCCUAUGGGAAUGGUGUCCAUAACCAUUUGCAUCCCGCACUUCAGGGCACUGGUAUGGCACUUAUGUCACCACUCUCGCCUGUAUUUGUACAGGCACCAUCUGAGAAAGGUGCUGGUGCCUUUAUGGUUGAUUUCCUUAUGGGAGGAGUCUCAGCAGCAGUCUCCAAGACUGCCGCUGCCCCAAUUGAGCGAGUUAAACUCUUGAUUCAAAAUCAGGAUGAGAUGAUCAAGGCUGGUCGGUUAUCUGAACCAUACAAGGGAAUCUCUGACUGCUUUGCCAGAACAAUAAAAGAUGAGGGUGUACUUGCUCUAUGGAGAGGCAACACUGCUAAUGUUAUCAGAUAUUUCCCCACCCAGGCUCUGAACUUUGCUUUUAAAGAUUACUUCAAGAGGUUGUUCAAUUUUAAGAAGGACAAAGAUGGCUACUGGAAGUGGUUUGCUGGGAAUUUGGCAUCUGGUGGAGCAGCUGGUGCUUCAUCUCUUCUAUUUGUUUACUCCUUGGAUUAUGCUCGGACCCGUUUGGCCAAUGAUGCAAAGGCAGCUAAAAAGGGCGGUGAGAGGCAGUUUAAUGGUUUGGUUGAUGUUUACAGGAAAACCAUAAAAUCUGAUGGUAUUGCUGGACUUUAUCGCGGUUUUAAUAUAUCUUGUGUUGGAAUUAUUGUGUACCGUGGUCUCUACUUUGGAAUGUAUGAUUCUCUUAAACCUGUUGUUCUGGUUGGUAAUUUACAGGAUAGUUUCUUUGCUAGUUUCUUACUGGGAUGGGGAAUCACUAUUGGUGCUGGAUUGGCCUCUUACCCCAUUGAUACAGUCCGUAGAAGGAUGAUGAUGACCUCAGGAGAAGCUGUGAAGUACAAGAGCUCUUUGGAUGCAUUUUCUCAGAUCAUCAAGAAUGAAGGGACUAAAUCCCUCUUCAAGGGAGCUGGUGCAAACAUCCUUCGUGCUGUAGCAGGUGCUGGUGUGCUUGCCGGUUAUGACAAACUUCAGCUUAUUGUCUUUGGCAAGAAAUAUGGAUCUGGCGGAGGUGGCUAAUGUGUUUGGAAUUGGAUCUUCAGUUUACUAUCUUUGGAAUGACAGAUGAUGAUGAAAGUGAUGCUUGUCUAGGUUAUAUUCUCAUGUUUGAAUAAUUUUUGUAGAAACUAUAGUGGUCCAAAUUGAUAUAAAAUCAUAUAGUUGCCUGAACAAUUUCAAUUUUGAGUGCUAGCAAAGCUUUUGGCUUGGAAGGUGUUUCUUGUUGUAUCAGCAACUUUUGUAUGAGAAUAAUUAGACAGCUUUUGCCUGAAUUAUAUCAUCUUUCAUACUGGUUUACGUGAAUUAA
This is a messenger RNA of Jatropha curcas, 1641 nucleotides long. It is a transcript of the gene AAC3, whose product is annotated as ADP/ATP carrier 3. The record is from RefSeq and is a predicted model, not a curated record. Gene Ontology annotation, cellular component: mitochondrial inner membrane. Lineage: Eukaryota; Viridiplantae; Streptophyta; Magnoliopsida; Malpighiales; Euphorbiaceae. Gene Ontology annotation, molecular function: ATP:ADP antiporter activity. Gene Ontology annotation, biological process: mitochondrial ADP transmembrane transport; mitochondrial ATP transmembrane transport.